Molecule: messenger RNA, 1248 nt
Organism: Lodderomyces oxycetoniae
Lineage: Eukaryota; Fungi; Ascomycota; Pichiomycetes; Serinales; Debaryomycetaceae
Exons: 1
Coding region: 1-1248 (415 amino acids)
Cellular component (GO): endoplasmic reticulum
Source: RefSeq, a predicted model, not a curated record
AUGAGAUUUAAUAUAUUGGUUAGUUGUUGGUCAGUACUUUCGUCGGUAGUUGUUGUACAUGCUUAUACGAGCUCUAAUAAGCCCAUUAGUUCAAUAUAUCGUGUUUUAAAUGAGCACCAGCAGCAGCACAACGAGAAUAGCGAAUUGCUUACUACAGAGUCGCCAGAGUUAUCAACUGAUAGCAUACAAGUAUAUCUAGACGCCUUUGUUGGCCUUGGUCAAUCAAAGGUAAUAUUGGAUGACAAGGAGGAAAAUUUGGUUGAUGCGUUGAAUGAGCAAUAUGAAUACGAUUCCCAUAAUGGUAAACCGAAAUUGCUUGUUAAUUUAAAAGGUGUUGCAUUUGAUGAUUACAAGCCAUUAAUUCACACUUUUGGUGAUAAAUUGAAUUCAUACUUUAAAGGCUUUGUGGUUAAGAACAAAUGGGCAAGACUGUUAACUAGUGAGCUAGCACUAGCUUCGCCACAAGACUUUGUCGAUUUGUUUCAUCAUUUCCAGUACUUUAAACAAAAAAGAGACCAUAUUUGGAAGAAAUUCACUCUAAACGAGAAACAGACGAUACAACAAAAACAAAAGCAACAGGUGAUGGCCUCGUAUUCUCCUACGAAUGAUCAAAUAUUCAUAAAUGAAUUAGCUACAUUAAUCCAUUUACAAGAAUAUGUUAAACAAAAUGCUGCAAACGUUUCUUCGCGUGACGUGUUUAUUAUUCAAUUGUCGUCAUUGUUAUCAAUAGAGCGUAAAAUUGGCUCACAAUCGUCGACUUUUAAAUAUUCAAAACAAGUUUUGCACAAUUUGUUGAAUUCAAUGGGUCAACAAUUCAACAUCUUGAUUGUUUCCACAACUAAAACCUCUCAAGAUAUCAGGCAUUUGAGUAAACGAACAGAUGAGUUGAUAAAGACGUCUUCCGUGUUUGGAUAUGGCACAAAAGAAGCUUGCGAAAUAGGCACAAACAAUUGUAAUUCUCACGGAGAAUGUAAAGAGAUGAACAAUAAUAGUAAUGGUAAUGACCAGAUAAAAUGGGGUUGUGUUUGUCUGCCCAGUUUCAAUAAAACUACAUCUAAAACAACAAACUGGGUCGGAUCUGAUUGUGCCAAACGUGACGUAUCCGUUGAAGCAAAUUUAUUCUUAUGGACUACAAUUGCCCUAUUAUUGGUUACCGUGGCUGGCAUUAAGUUGAUGGCUAGUAUUGGUAACACUCCCUUACCUGGAGUAUUGGACGCGGCUACUCUUCCGGGUAAGAAAAGCAUCUAG